UGUUCUCUGCUGUGGUAGAGGAUAAGAGAAGCCUGGUUUUGGGACUUUCCCGAUGGGCCCAGACUUCCUUGCUGCCCUUUCCAGAGGCAAAUCAAUCUGGUGGCUUGUUUUCUAUUUGCCCCAGAGCUCACAAGAAGCCAUCUGCACUCUUGCCAUCCAACCUGCAAUGCACUGCAUUGCCCCAAAGAGGCUAUAUACUUCACAGAAACAGUUGUCUGCUCCCCUUCGCUGGAAAACUUUGCAAGACCCCCUUCCCCGAGUCAUAUCCAGUCCUGUCUUAGCAAGAUGGCGUGGCAGAGAGGACUGGAUUCAGCGACCUUUAUUCACGCUAGGUGGGUAAAGAGGAGAGGGAGAAAGGUCCGUUUAAGUAACUUGAAGCAUAGAAGAGUAGCCGCUGCACCGGCUAGCAAACCGCCUUCCUCUCGCCCUCUUUUGCUGAGAUCGGGCCUAGUGCGGAGGUGGCGGCAGCGGAAACAAUGAGCUCCAAAGCUUACGUUCCCGAAAGUUGCUCAUCGCCGUAAAUUCUCCCCCCUCCUGCCCGAGAGAGAGAGAGAGGGCCGCCGCUGCCGCUUAUGGCAGCACUAAACGGGAUCUCCCGCGCGCGUCGGGCGAUUCUGGGAGCUGCACGCCAGACUGAAGCUCGCUUCGCUCGGCGCUCGACUGCUUGCGGGAAUCCCGAAUCCCGGCUGCCUUGGGAGGCGAAGGCUCUGCAGCCUAGACUAGCUCAGCCGAGCGCCGAGCCAGGCUUCCAGGAACAAUAACAGAAGAGCCGGGGUUGCGGGAGCAGAGACGGGCGCCCCCCCCCCCAGCCUGCUCGCCCGUGAGCCCCCUUCCCCCGGGUCGCGCGGCCCCGCUCCAUGAUGUAUGCCUUCGUGCGGUUCCUGGAGGAUAACGUGUGUUAUGCGCUGCCCGUGUCGUGCGUGCAGGACUUCAGCCCCAAAUCCCGGCUCGACUUCGACAACCAGAAGGUUUACACCGUCUACCGCAGCCCGGCCCACGACCCCGAGGACGGCGACGAGAGCCCCGGCGAGUGGAGAGAGCGGCCGCCACUGCACAAGGCCCAGAUCCUGGCGCUGGCAGAAGAUAAAACAGACCUUGAAAACAGUGUGAUGCAGAAGAAAAUUAAAAUCCCCAAGCUCUCUCUCAAUCACCUAGAAGAAACAGGGGAAAUUACAGAUUAUGGGGAUGAAGAUAUGGAACUUAGACACUGUAAGAGACAAGAUGGAAAGAAACAGAAUGAAGGUACGCACAAAAGCAUUGAAGCAGUUGUUGCGCGCCUUGAAAAACAAAAUGGAAUGAGCCUCAGUAGUAAUUCCAGUCCUGAGGCAACAUUUAUGGAAACUUCAGACAGAAUGAACAAUAUGGACGAUGCUGUAGUUCCUCGAGUUCUUUAUGAAGAGUUGCUGAGAAGCUAUCAGCAACAGCAGGAAGAAAUGAGGCACAUUCAACAGGAACUUGAGAGAACAAGAAGGCAGCUUGUUCAGCAAGCAAAGAAGUUAAAGGAGUAUGGGACAUUAGUGUCAGAAAUGAAGGAGCUAAGAGAUUUGAACAGACGGCUACAGGAUGUCCUCCUCCUCAGAUUAGGCAGUGGUCCUGUCCUAGAACUUGAAAAGGUUACACCUGAAUCCAUUGAACCUGAGCCUGAUGUACAGACAGCUUUCAGUGAGGAAGCAAACACUUCAACGUACUACCCAGCUGCUAUUCCUGUAAUGGACAAAUAUAUUCUUGAGAAUGGAAAGGUUCAUCUUGGAAGUGGCAUCUGGGUAGAUGAGGAGAAAUGGCAUCAGUUGCAAGUAACACAAGGAGAUUCAAAGUAUACAAAAAACUUAGCAGUUAUGAUUUGGGGAACCGAUGUUCUUAAAAAUAGAAGUGUUACGGGUGUGGCCACUAAGAAAAAAAAAGAUGCUGUUCCUAAGCCACCUCUGUCACCUCACAAAUUAAGCAUUGUCAGAGAAUGUUUGUAUGACAGAAUAGCACAAGAAACCCUGGAUGAAACAGAAAUUGCACAGAGACUCUCCAAAGUCAACAAGUAUAUUUGUGAAAAAAUCAUGGAUAUCAAUAAAUCAUGUAAAAAUGAGGAAAGGAGAGAAGCAAAAUAUAAUUUGCAAUAAAUUUUGAAUUUUUAAUAAAGCGUUAGUGUUUUACUCUGGUA
Messenger RNA from Crotalus tigris (Tiger rattlesnake), 2152 nucleotides. RefSeq names its product BEN domain containing 5 (gene BEND5). Gene Ontology annotation, biological process: negative regulation of DNA-templated transcription. The record is from RefSeq and is a predicted model, not a curated record. Gene Ontology annotation, molecular function: DNA binding. Lineage: Eukaryota; Metazoa; Chordata; Lepidosauria; Squamata; Viperidae. The transcript has 6 exons. The coding region runs from base 858 to 2111 and encodes 417 amino acids.